AUGUCUUGGCAUGACGGCCUCAAAUGCAUCUUCAGUGUCCAGGCGCUGCUUCUCAACCCACACAAGGAGCACCUACAGUUGCCUGAUACCACAGGACAUUCCACUACCAGAGUAUAUGCUCUGGGGGCCUGUGCAGCCCAGGCCGGUGCAAGCCCUUCGGAGGGGCUGCUGGACCCCGAGUACCCCCGCAUGCAUGCGGCCCUGCUGAAGGUGGCGCAGGUGGUCACCCUGCUGAUUGCCUUCGUCCGCAUCCGGAGCUCUCUGGUGAUCGACUACAGCGCCUUCAGCUACUUCGAAGUGGUCACCAUUUGCAACUUGAUCAUGAUCCUUGCCUUUUACCUGGUCCACCUUUUCGCCUUCUACGGUGUGCUCACCUGGACCAGCUGGACCCUGUCGGAGCUCCUACACUAUUUAAUUGGCACCCUGCUCCUGCUGGUCGCCUCUGUCAUGGCAGCCUUCAAGAGCUACAACCUGAGUGAACUGGUCGCAGGAGCGGUCUUUGGUUUCAUAACCACCUUCCUCUGCAUGGCAAGCAUAUGGCUGUCCUACAAGGUCUCAUGUGUGACCCAGUCCACAGACGCAGCCGUCUGA
Carlito syrichta (Philippine tarsier) is the source of this 591-nucleotide messenger RNA. RefSeq names its product CKLF-like MARVEL transmembrane domain-containing protein 7. The record is from RefSeq and is a predicted model, not a curated record. The transcript has 3 exons. Gene Ontology annotation, cellular component: membrane. The coding region runs from base 1 to 591 and encodes 196 amino acids. Lineage: Eukaryota; Metazoa; Chordata; Mammalia; Primates; Tarsiidae.